UUAUUUAUGGCAGCAAUGGUGGCAAAAUGGUGGCAAUGCUUACUUUUUCCAUUACAGUGUAACAAUUUUCGUGUUCUUAUACCAAUUAAAUUAAUUAAUUGCAUUUCGUAAAAAGAUUUAGUGUUAACAUUCACGAAAUAUGUCGGGUACUAUACUCGAGAAUCUCAGUGGACGGAAAUUGUCCAUAUUAGUUACUCUCUUACUAUUAAGUCAAGUAGUAUGUUUCCUUUUGGGUGGUUUUAUGGCGCCGCUACCAGCCGGGCACCAGGUAAUAUUAGGUAUGGUAUGUAAGGACACACCAAGACGUCAAAAUGACACAACCUUCUGGCUGCACUUACGUGGGGAAGGAAAAUGUGCAGCGGUCUCACAAGAAGAUAUCGAGCGGCACGUCACCAAAAUGGCCAAUGAGAUAGUGUAUAUAUUUCAAAUGCCUUUGCCGCGUGGAGAAGAAUUAGAUUAUUCGCGGUGGCAGCAAAAUUUAAUUGGCGUGUUGCAAGUGGAUAUUGCGUAUGACUCGGAUGUGUCACUGGUUGAACCGCCAAAAGAUCUACAAUUAAUUGUUGAUGCUCGUUUAGCUUACAGAAAUAAAGGUGACAAGAAAAAUGAUUGGAAACUUUACGCACAUUCCUUAGAGAAACGUUAUCUUGAUUGCAGCCUGAAAACAGCGAGCCAGGAGGAAUCGCUGUUUUCUUGUGACAUGGUGCCACUAUUUGAAUUGGGUGAUUUGCAUCAUGAUUUCUAUUUGCUUAAUUUACGUUUUCCAAUUGAUACUGAUAUGAAAAUGAAUAUCAAUAUGGGUCAUAUGCACGACUUAACGCUAACGGUCAUACAUCAGAAUGGUGGGUUUACAAAAGUGUGGCUGUCACUCAAAACUGUACUUUUCCCCUUUGUGGUCGCUAUAAUGAUUUGGUUUUGGCGUCGCGUGCACAUCCUCCAACGUUCGCCGGCUCUACUAGAAUAUAUGCUUAUCUACCUUGGCGGCGCAUUAACAUUUUUAAAUUUCCCUCUGGAGUAUCUUUCUUUAUACAUAGAAAUGCCAUAUAUGUUACUACUGAGUGACAUCCGCCAAGGAGUGUUUUACGCAAUGUUGCUCUCAUUCUGGCUGGUGUUUGCUGGGGAACAUAUGUUAAUUCAGGAAUCGCCAUAUAAAUCAACAAUACGUUCGCGCUACUGGAAGCAUUUGUCCGCGGUAGUAGUUGGCUGUUUGUCACUUUUUAUUUUUGACAUCUGUGAGCGUGGUGUACAGAUGCGAAAUCCCUUCUUUUCCAUUUGGACCACUCCUUUGGGCGCUAGAGUGGCAAUGAGUUUCAUAAUUUUGGCUGCAAUUUCUGCAGCUAUUUAUUUCCUUUUUCUGUGCUACAUGGUUUGGAAAGUUUUCAGGAAUAUUGGCGCAAAACGAACUUCACUACCAUCUAUGUCUAAUGCGCGUCGAUUACAUUAUGAGGGUCUUAUAUAUAGAUUCAAAUUUCUGAUGCUAGCAACCCUACUUUGUGCCGGUUUGACAGUGGCUGGCUUCAUUAUGGGGCAAGUAGCAGAAGGCCAAUGGAAAUGGGACGAGGAUAUGGAAAUACAAUUAACAUCGGCUUUCCUGACCGGUGUUUAUGGAAUGUGGAAUAUUUACAUUUUUGCACUACUUAUCCUCUAUGCUCCAAGCCACAAGCAAUGGCCAUCAAAUAACUCUGAUGAAACUACACAGUCGAAUGAAAACAUUGUUGCUGCGGCCGCGAGUGAAGAAAUUGAAUUUAGCCAUUUACCCUCUGAUUCAAAUCCUAGUGAAAUUUCAUCGCUUACUUCGUUCACUAGGAAGGUAGCAUUCGAUUAAAAGGAAGCAUAUAUUUUAAUAAAAAGCUGUUAUUAGCAGCGUUUAAAAUAGACUGAAACCUGGCUAAGAAAUGGUAAUUCAAAUUGGUAUAUCUUUGUAUAUACAAAACAUAUGUACUUAAAUAUUGUGAACAUUAAGCGAAUAUUAAUAAUAUAUUUACUCAUCAAACUCCAUUUUAUAUAAAAUAAGCCACAACUUAAAGAUGCAUUGACAAUUUAAUGUCUUAAAUUAUUUUAUACAUAUAUUUAUCUUGCCGUACAGAAAUUAUAAUCUCAAAGCAAGCGUCGAUAUUAUUUUACAUAAUUUUACUCCGUUCUUAAUGUUAGUAUUAGACGCACAAAUGUUCAUUAUAAUAAGAACUAAAUAUUAACAGUAUUAUGUUUGAAGAUCUUUGAAUAUACAUAUUUAUUAGGUAAAAAGGAACAUUAUUUGCCCCUUCACUUAACUUAAUAAUUA
Anastrepha ludens (Mexican fruit fly) is the source of this 2278-nucleotide messenger RNA. RefSeq names its product protein wntless (gene wls). The transcript is spliced from 3 exons. Gene Ontology annotation, biological process: Wnt signaling pathway; intracellular protein transport; Wnt protein secretion. Gene Ontology annotation, molecular function: Wnt-protein binding. NCBI's taxonomy places the organism in Eukaryota, Metazoa, Arthropoda, Insecta, Diptera, Tephritidae. Bases 140 to 1822 code for a protein of 560 amino acids. The record is from RefSeq and is a predicted model, not a curated record. Gene Ontology annotation, cellular component: organelle membrane; endomembrane system.